Molecule: messenger RNA, 1996 nt
Organism: Cheilinus undulatus (humphead wrasse)
Lineage: Eukaryota; Metazoa; Chordata; Actinopteri; Labriformes; Labridae
Gene: tub
Product: TUB bipartite transcription factor
Exons: 12
Coding region: 347-1837 (496 amino acids)
Biological process (GO): protein localization to cilium
Cellular component (GO): cilium
Source: RefSeq, a predicted model, not a curated record
GGCGGCGGAUGGGAGAAGAGGAGAGGAGAGGAGAGCCAUUGACUGGAAGCGCACACAUGGGAGAGAAGAAAACGGCUAUUUCAUGUGCUCGGCGUGCAUGACUGAGGAGUGUGGCUGUCUGUCUGGAUUGUUAGUCAUCUGCUGGAGGACAUACGAAGAAGGAAAAAAAAUCCCAGGCAGGCUGAGGAUACACAGAGCUGUGUGCAGAGGAUGAACAGGCGAUGUGGGCUGUGAUCGCUGUCCUUCUCAGACCUCAUAGCCACUUGUGCACUGGUGCUGUCGCAGGCCGUUAGCCUCGCAGUCUGGCAGCAGCAGCAGCAGCAGCAGUCAGGGUGAUUGAUACAGAAUGAGCUCCAAGCACUCCUCCGACUGGAUUCCCUACAGCACCUUAGAUGAUGAGGGCACCAACCUGCGACAGCAGAAACUGGACAGACAGCGGGCGCUCCUUGAACAGAAGCAGAAGAAAAAGAGGCAGGAGCCUCUUAUGGUGCAGUCCAAUGUGGAUGGGAGAUCCCGCACACGUCGCACCAAACAAAGCGAGGAACAGGCGCCACUGGUGGAGUCCUACCUCAGCAGCAACAGCAGCACCAUCUACCAUGUGCAAGAAGCUGAACAGGAGGAGGUGAAGGUCGUCACGGACACACAGCCGCCUCGCUCAGCCAAGAAGGGCAAAGCAUCAGCCAGCUCCACUCCACAGACAGGCAGCGACAAAAAAGAGAGGAAGGGGAAGCACAAAGCAAUCGAUGGCCUAGCAUCCCUUCAGGAUGAUAGUCAGAUCCAGAUCCUGACAGUGGGUCACAGCACCACAGAUGAGAGCGAUGCAGAGCCCGUCAUGAGCUGCACUCAGUCACAAAGCAAGCAGGAUCUGCGUGUCACCAUGCUUAAGAAAGGUAUAUCCAGCAGUAUGAAUUUUGAUGAAGAGGAGGACGAUGAAGAUGAAAUCAGCUCCAGUUCCUCACAGCUUAACAGCAACACCAGGCCAGGCUCUGCUACAAGCAAGAAGUCAUGCAAGGAGGUAGCAUCAGCGCCCACCCCACCAGCCAACGAUCCUGUUGUCGAUGUGGACGACCUUGAGGAGUUUUCUCUGCGGCCUGCUCCCCAGGGUGUCAGAGUCAAGUGCAGAAUCACCAGAGACAAGAAGGGCAUGGACAGAGGCAUGUAUCCCACCUACUACCUACACCUGGAGAGAGAAGAUGGAAAGAAGGUGUUUUUGUUAGCUGGCAGAAAGAGGAAAAAGAGUAAGACAUCAAAUUACCUCAUCUCCAUCGACCCCACUGAUCUGUCCCGAGGUGGAGAGAGCUUCAUCGGUAAAUUGAGGUCUAACCUGAUGGGAACAAAGUUCACAGUGUACGACAGCGGUCUGAACCCGAUGAAGAGCACCACCAGCCUCGAAGCCAGCAAUCUGCGUCAAGAGCUAGCAGCCAUUUGCUAUGAAACCAAUGUCUUAGGAUUUAAAGGACCUCGAAAGAUGAGUGUGAUCAUUCCAGGAAUGAACAUGGACCACGAGAGAGUUUCAAUCCGCCCACGAAACGACCAUGAGUCACUGCUGGCCAGGUGGCAGAACAAAAACACAGAGAGUGUUAUUGAACUUCACAACAAGACACCCGUGUGGAACGAUGACACACAAUCCUAUGUGCUCAACUUCCACGGCAGAGUCACUCAGGCCUCUGUCAAGAAUUUUCAAAUCAUUCAUGACAACGACCCCGACUACAUUGUGAUGCAGUUUGGCCGCGUGGCAGAAGACGUCUUCACCAUGGACUAUAACUACCCGAUGUGUGCCCUGCAGGCCUUCGCCAUCGCCCUGUCCAGCUUUGACAGCAAGUUAGCCUGUGAAUAGGUCCCAGCCUGAUGCUCAGUGGAGAACUGGUCCAUCUGUCCUCUCAUCAAGGGCUGUUAAACAUUUUACUGCGGCUGGUUUGACAUCUUCAAAUCAAGCAGUACCCUGGAAGUCCUGCAUAUCCCAAAAUGCUUUUAUGGGCCUCAAGAUUUGUGUGUA